AUUACAAAGCAAAAAAUCCAUUGCAAAGGAAAGUAAAAAAAAAAAUGUCUCUAAUAACAGAGGAGAUCAGAGCCAGUGCAACUGAAUUCUACACUGGAAAUGAUAUCUGUCAAGAAAAAUCAAAGUUCUUGUUAACAGAAAUGAACCUCCCAAAUGGUCUUCUCCCUAUGCAAGACAUGUUAGAAUGUGGCUAUGUAAAAGACACUGGCUUUGUUUGGCUCAAAUCCAAGAAUAAAACAGAGCACAAAUUUGAAAAAAUUGGAAGAUCAGUCCAAUAUGCAACUGAAGUCACAGCUUAUGUUGAGCCCAAUAAGAUCAAGAAACUUACUGGGGUUAAAGCUAAAGAGCUACUUAUGUGGUUAACACUUACUGAAAUUUGUGUUGAUGAGCCAUCUACUGGUAAAAUCCAUUUCAAGACCCCAACUGGGCUUUCUAGGACUUUCCCUGUUGAUGCCUUUGAACUUGAUGAGCCUAAAAAGGAAGUUAAAGAAGAAGCCCAAGAAGUGAGUGCUGCUGCUGUUGCUGCAGUGGAAGUCAAAGAGGUUUAAGAAAAAAUAAAUUGAUUUGCUUAUUUUAUUGAGAAAAAAAGAAGUUUUAUUUUGAUUAAAAAGUUGUUGUAUUACUACUACUACUACUUAAGUUGUGGAUGAUGAUUAUGAAUUCAUCUUGAUGUACUCAUGAUUAUGAUCAUGUGGCUAAAUUAUGUCAUCUUUUCUUUGAAUUUAGUCACAUUAUUAUUAAUAAACUUGGUUUAAAUCAA
Molecule: messenger RNA, 760 nt
Organism: Solanum stenotomum
Lineage: Eukaryota; Viridiplantae; Streptophyta; Magnoliopsida; Solanales; Solanaceae
Exons: 1
Coding region: 45-548 (167 amino acids)
Source: RefSeq, a predicted model, not a curated record